Messenger RNA from Gekko japonicus, 1617 nucleotides. RefSeq names its product growth arrest specific 8 (gene GAS8). The coding region runs from base 47 to 1504 and encodes 485 amino acids. Gene Ontology annotation, cellular component: Golgi apparatus; microtubule; motile cilium. Lineage: Eukaryota; Metazoa; Chordata; Lepidosauria; Squamata; Gekkonidae. Gene Ontology annotation, molecular function: small GTPase binding; microtubule binding. The transcript is spliced from 11 exons. Gene Ontology annotation, biological process: flagellated sperm motility. The record is from RefSeq and is a predicted model, not a curated record.
ACUCCGCGAGUGGCGGCCGACGGGGAGGGGCGCCUCCGCUGUCGAAAUGGCGCCCAAGAAGAAGGCUGGAGAGAAGAAGGCUGGCGGCAAGAAGGGGAAAGCGAAAGGCUCCCCGGUGGUGGACGCCCUCCCCCCGGAGGGCAUGAGCAAAGAGCAGCUGGAGGACCACAUCAUGCGUCUCCGGGAGGAGCUGGACCGUGAGCGGGAGGAGCGCAACUACUUCCAGCUGGAGCGGGACAAGAUCCACACCUUCUGGGAGAUCACUCGGCGGCAGCUCGAUGAGAAGAAGGCGGAGCUGCGCAACAAGGACCGGGAGAUGGAGGAGGCCGAGGAGCGGCACCAAGUGGAGAUCAAGGUUUACAAGCAGAAAGUGAAGCAUCUGCUGUACGAGCACCAGAACAACCUCACGGAGCUGAAGGCAGAGGGCACCGUGGCCAUGAAGCUGGCCCAGAAGGACCACCGUUCCCAGGAGAUGGACAUGCGCAAGGACAUGCGCACCCUGAAGGUGGAGCUGAAGGAGCAGGAGCUGGCCAACGAGAUGGUGCUCAAGAACCUGCGGCUGAAACAACAAGAGGAUAUGACGGCUCUCCGCUCUGACUUUGAGAGACAAGUGAAAGAGAUCGAGGCCAAGUACGAGAAGAAGAUGCGAGUGCUGCGCGACGAGCUGGACCUGCGCAGGAAGACGGAGAUCCACGAGAUCGAGGAGAGGAAGAACGGGCAGAUCAACACCCUGAUGAAGAACCACGAGAAGGCCUUCAGCGACAUCAAGAACUACUACAACGAUGUCACGCUCAACAACCUGGCGCUCAUCAACACCCUCAAGGAGCAGAUGGAGGAGAUGAAGAAGAAGGAGGACCACCUGGAGAAGGAGAUGGCCGAGGUGCUGCUGCAGAACAAACGGCUGACGGAGCCGCUGCAGCGGGCCCGAGAAGAGGUGGCCGAGCUGCAGAAGAAGCUGGCCCACUACGAGAAGGACAAGAUCUCUCUGGUGAGCACGCAGGCCCGCCUGAAAGUCGCCCAAAAGGAACUGAAGGAUCUCCAGUGGGAACACGAAGUGCUGGAGCAAAGAUUCAGCACGGUGCAGGCAGAGCGGGACGAGCUCUACCGGAAGUUCACCAAAGCCAUUAACGAGGUGCAGCAGAAGACGGGCUUCAAGAACCUGCUGCUGGAGCGGAAGCUGCAGGGCCUCUCCAGCAUGCUGGAGAAGAAGGAGGUGCAGCUGAACGAGGUGCUGGCGGCCUCCAACCUGGACCCCAGCGCCCUGGCGGUGGUCACCCGCAAGCUGGAGGACGUCCUGGAUUCUAAAAACAGUGCCAUCAAGGACCUGCAGUACGAGCUGGCCAGAGUGUGCAAGGCGCACAACGACCUCCUGCGGACGUACGAGGCCAAGCUGACGGCUUUCGGGAUCCCCUUGGACAAUCUGGGCUUCAAGCCCCUGGAGACCUCGGUGGUCGGCCACAUCCUGGGGCAAGGCCCCGCCGGACUCGUCUCGACCCCCACCUAGCGGACCCGGGUGCUUUCCUCUGGCCCAGGGAGCACCGCGUCUCCUCCUUCCCGGGGCUGCUUCGCCCCCUCCGGCGGCUGCGGGUGGCAGGCAGCAGGGACUGGGCUGGCCCG